Messenger RNA from Durusdinium trenchii, 378 nucleotides. Lineage: Eukaryota; Dinophyceae; Suessiales; Symbiodiniaceae. The record is from the annotation of a GenBank genome assembly.
AUGGUCUUGAAUGCUUUGGGCAUACCACAUCACUCAACUGCAGCACUCGUGGCUCGGCCACGGUCCGCCAUCUUUCCAGGCAGCGUGGUGGGUGUCAACACAGCCAUCCUCUCCACCAGUGGUACCUUUUCUGGUGUUGGCUUUGCCCUGCCCAUCGACACCGUGGCCAAGAAUGUGGGUGCCAUGAUCGAAGAAGGCUAUGUGUCGCGUCCCUCCAUUGGGGUGGAGCUGGCGCCCGACUCCGUGUCCGGCGCCUUGGGCGUCCCGGGAGCCAUGGUGAUGAAGGCGCCCGCCGGCGCCGGGGGCCGAUGGAAGGAAGGAAGGAAGGAAGGAAGGAGGCCGAUGUCGAGGUGUUCUGGGAUGUUCUGGGGAUCUUGA